UUUCAUUUUGAAUCCAGCCAAGAUGGCGGACUACGACUUAACAACGAAAAUAGCAAAUUUUCUCGACCGACAUUUGGUUUUUCCUCUAUUGGAGUUCCUCUCUGUAAAAGAAAUUUACAAUGAAAAGGAACUUCUCCAGGGGAAGCUGGACCUCCUCAGCGACACGAACAUGGUGGACUUCGCCAUGGAUGUGUACAAAAACCUGUACCCUGAUAAGGAUAUACCACACUCUCUAAAGGAGAAGAGAACAACAGUUGUGGCACAGUUGAAGCAGCUUCAGUCGGAGACAGAACCCAUUGUAAAGAUGUUUGAAGAUCCAGAAACAACUCGACAGAUGCAGUCCACGAGAGAUGGGAGGAUGCUGUUUGAGUACCUGUCAGAAAAACACAAUUUUCGUCAGGAGUACUUGGACACUCUUUACAGAUAUGCCAAGUUUCAGUAUGAGUGCGGUAACUACUCCGGAGCAGCAGAAUACCUGUACUUUUUCCGUGUGUUGGUGCCUUCCACUGACAGAAAUGCCCUGAGCUCUCUUUGGGGAAAACUGGCCUCUGAAAUUCUGAUGCAGAACUGGGAGGCAGCAAUGGAGGAUCUGACACGACUUAGAGAGACCAUUGACAACAAUUCUGUGAGCUCCCCUCUUCAGUCGCUGCAGCAGAGGACCUGGCUCAUUCACUGGUCUCUCUUUGUCUUCUUUAAUCACCCCAAAGGCAGAGACAACAUCAUCGAGCUCUUCCUCUACCAGCCGCAGUAUCUCAAUGCCAUUCAGACAAUGUGCCCACACAUCCUGCGAUACCUCACUACUGCUGUCAUCACCAACAAAGACGUGAGGAAGAGGAGACAAGUGCUCAAGGAUCUCGUUAAAGUCAUUCAACAGGAGUCUUACACUUACAAGGACCCCAUCACUGAGUUUGUGGAGUGUCUCUAUGUGAACUUUGAUUUUGACAGCGCCCAGAAAAAGCUGCGAGAGUGUGAGUCGGUUUUGGUGAAUGACUUCUUCCUGGUGGCAUGUCUCGAGGACUUCAUCGAAAAUGCUCGUCUUUUCAUCUUUGAGACAUUUUGCCGCAUUCAUCAGUGCAUCAGUAUUAGCAUGCUUGCUGAUAAGCUCAAUAUGACGCCGGAGGAGGCAGAGCGCUGGAUCGUCAACCUCAUCAGGAAUGCUCGGCUCGAUGCCAAGAUCGACUCAAAGCUGGGCCACGUGGUGAUGGGGAACAACGCGGUGUCUCCGUACCAGCAGGUGAUCGAGAAAACCAAAAGUCUGUCGUUUCGCAGCCAGAUGUUGGCCAUGAACAUUGAGAAGAAACUGGCACACAGCAACAGGAACGAGACUCCAAACUGGGCAGCGCAGGACAGUGGAUUUUACUGAACCGUCACCAUGGAGACCACAGAGGUGACUCUUCAGCCAGCUGUUAAUAUUUAUGCAAAAAACAGACAUCGCGUACAAUUGCCAUCUUUUCCUUGUAACCUUGGACUGUGUAAUUAUUAUUUAAAAGUCAGAUUCCUUUUACCCUCCAAAACUUCAACCAAUGUCAUAAGUUUUCAUUAAAGUUCAUUUUAAAACAGAACUAAUAUAAUGUGUUUUUAUUAUUUCACCACUAGAUGGCAGUGAUUUACUUCCAGUAUGGCCUCCCUGUAUGUAGUUUUUUUUUUUAAACGUCUAAAGCUUGCACAGUGUCUAAUACUUUUGUUAUUCUUUUAUUUACUUUUUCACAUUUCAGACUUUUAACACUGCACACAAAUAUAGUUUUUAUUUAUUUUACUAUAGUUUUUUUGUUUUAGUUCUGUUAAAAAAAAUGAUCUUAACAUUCUUCGGUAAUAACGUUGUAAAACCAGAAAUGAAAAUUAUACAUUGUCGCUCUACAUUUUGUCAUGAGACAAAAAAUCUGUCUGCUGUGAAAGUUGGCUUUGGGAUUUUUUUUCUUGUAAAAAAUCUAAUAUUUAGUUAACUUAUAUACAGGCUAUAUUGUCAUUAAUAAACUGAACUGAACUUUUAAAAACUGAAAUAUGUGAUGAUGUUCCUCUAAACUUUAAUGUAAGAUACUGAAUUUGGAAACUUUCUAAAAAUAGCCUCAGUCCAAAUAACAUGGAAAAAGUUCAGUGAGUCAUAAGACAGUGUAUUAGUCAGUCUCAGUGGGCUAUUUAAUACGGUCUUAUUAAUAAUGAUGACUGAAACACCACAUAUAAAAUGGAUAUUUUUGUCAAAUUUUGCU
Messenger RNA from Periophthalmus magnuspinnatus, 2207 nucleotides. It is a transcript of the gene eif3eb, whose product is annotated as eukaryotic translation initiation factor 3, subunit E, b. Gene Ontology annotation, molecular function: translation initiation factor activity. The transcript has 13 exons. Gene Ontology annotation, cellular component: eukaryotic translation initiation factor 3 complex; nucleus; cytoplasm. Lineage: Eukaryota; Metazoa; Chordata; Actinopteri; Gobiiformes; Gobiidae. Gene Ontology annotation, biological process: translational initiation. The record is from RefSeq and is a predicted model, not a curated record. The coding region runs from base 23 to 1363 and encodes 446 amino acids.